AUGCCACCUGAUACUUCCACACCUGCCCCCCAACUACAGCACACAUUGAAGAAUCAGGCUGCCAUCAGUGAUACACGACCAAGGAAUAACUUCUCAGACAGUCUUCCUCACUUUGAGGGACCUCGGUCAAGCUCUACCAAUCCUGAAUCCAUGGAGAUCACUGUGACGGUGAACAACUGUUCCAAAUGCGAGGAAAGCUUCACCAGCAACGAGGAACUUCUGCAGCACAAACAUGAGGAGAUCCAUCAGACCAAAACCUACACUUGCUCAGAAUGCGGAAGGUGUUUCACCAGUUCCAUUGGCCUCACAGUCCACCAGAAGACCCACAAGGUUGACUACCCCAAGUGCAGCUUUGAGUGUGGUAAGGUAUUCGAGGUCAAGCAAAGCCUCAAGGAGCAUGAGUCUUUACACGAGAGUACGAGGACCUACGAGUGCCGGCAGUGUGGGAAAUGUUUCAUGAGUGACUCCGAACUUUCUAAGCACCAGCUGACCCACACGGUGUCCCAAGCCUUUAUCUGCUCUGUCUGUGGCAAGUGUUUCUUCACAGAGUCGGAUCUUGGCGAUCACAUGGAGGGCCACUUCAAUGAGAACCCCUACACAUGCGCGGAGUGUGGAAGGAACUUCCUAAGCAAGUCGGGCCUUGUCACCCACCAAAAAACCCACUCAAACGACGAGCUCUUCUCCUGCACUGAGUGCGGGGAGGUUUUCGACGGCAAGGACAUCUUUCUGCAGCACCAGCAAAGCCAUUCGAGCGCCAACCAGUACGCCUGCCCAGAAUGCGGGAAGUUUUUCAACCGAAAGUCAAGCCUGUCCUUGCACCACAGGGUCAUCCACCAGGGCAACGUCCUCUACGCUUGCCCAGACUGCGGCAAGGGCUUCAGCUGCCAUUCAGAGUUGGCCCGGCACAUUCGGGUUCACACGGGGGAGCAGCCGUACUCCUGCACGGAAUGCGGCAAAUGCUUUUCCUUCAAGUCAGCCCUCGUCCGACACCAGAGGAUUCACAGCGGCAACAGACCUUACGUCUGCCCCGUUGUGGGAAAAAACUUCACCAGCAAAUCCAACCUUGCCAAGCACCAAAAAAUUCACACCGGGGAAAAACCCUACUCUUGUCUAGAGUGCGGCAAGUGCUUCCGAGAGAAGCACUACCUCGCCUCACACCAAGCCGUUCACAGGGGGUCACAGUUGAUCGUGUGCCCCCAGUGUGGCAAAGGUUAUACAUCAAAGUCAAACCUUGCCAAGCACCAGCGAAUCCACACGGGGCAGAAACCCUUCGGCUGCUCAAUCUGCGGCAAGUCCUUCAACCAGCGCUCUGUGCUUCUUGCGCACCAGCGGACGCACACCGGGGAGAAACCAUUCUCAUGUAACCUGUGUGCACAACGGUUUACUGACAAACUGCAACUGGUGCGUCACCAAGCCACACACUCAGAAGAGAAACCAUUUUGCUGCAAUGAGUGUGGCAGAAGUUUUAUCCGGAAGGACCUCCUUAUCAAGCACCUGGCCGCCCACUCAGUGGACGAUUUAGCUGAUUAA
Molecule: messenger RNA, 1530 nt
Organism: Staurois parvus
Lineage: Eukaryota; Metazoa; Chordata; Amphibia; Anura; Ranidae
Source: the annotation of a GenBank genome assembly